GUGUCUUUGGUUGUGUCACAGCUUGUUUGUACUUUGCAGUUUAUGUUUUAAGUCUUACAAUCAAGUGUGUACAAGCAAAAGUUAACACUUCUGUGAUUUACUGAUGUGUUGCAUGAUACUCUUCUAAACGUAGUUAAUAUUUGAUCGGACGCCGGAAAAAAAUCGAAAUGAGUGAGGUACCAACACAAGAAUUUAAGUUAGACCCAGACUGCGAACUGAGAUUCGAGGUCGAAAGCAAGAACGAGAAAGUGAACUUGGAGCUGAAAAAUGGUGUUGCCGAAAUUUUUGGUACCGAACUUGUAAAGGGAAAGGCGUAUACUUUCACCACUGGAGCAAAAGUAGCUGUCUUUACUUGGAAAGGCUGUGUUGUGGAGCUGAGAGGCAAAGUUGAUGUGAGCUACAUUGCAAAGGAAACUCCUGUUAUAAUGUAUCUAAAUGCCCAUGCGUGCCUAGAAAAACUGAGAGAAAAAGCAGCAGAAGAAAAUACCCGAGGACCCAUCACUAUGAUAGUUGGACCUACUGAUGUUGGAAAGUCAACACUUUGUCGUUUGCUUCUUAAUUAUGCUGUUCGAAUGGGCAGAAGGCCUGUAUUUGUGGACCUUGACAUUGGCCAGGGACAGAUAUCUGUGCCUGGAAGUAUAGGUGCUCUUCUUGUGGAAAGACCAGCAUCAGUUGAAGAAGGUUUCUCGCAGCAAGCGCCACUGGUCUACCACUUUGGUCACUGUGGUCCAGCUGCAAAUCUGACUUUAUAUAAUAUACUAGUUACAAGACUGUCUGAAGUUGUCUCUGAAAGGAUGCAGGCAAAUAGAAGAGCAAAUGCCUCGGGAGUGAUAAUCAACACAUGUGGUUGGGUUAAAGGCGAUGGUUAUAAACUUCUGACACAUGUUGCCCAAGCAUUUGAAGUAGAUAUUAUUAUUGUGCUGGAUCAAGAACGACUUUAUAAUGAAUUAGUACGUGACAUGCCACCAUUUGUAAAAGUGGUAUUCCUUCCCAAGAGUGGUGGAGUCGUUGAGAGGAGUCAGAGUCAACGUGCUGAAGCGAGGGAUUCCAGAGUCAGAGAAUACUUCUAUGGACUUCGUUCUCCAUUGUAUCCACAUUCUUUUGAUGUGAGAUUCAGUGAACUAAAAAUAUAUAAAAUCGGAGCUCCAGCAUUGCCUGAUUCGUGCAUGCCUUUGGGAAUGAAAGCAGAAGAUAACCAUACAAAGCUAGUUGCAGUAACACCAGGACCUAAUCUGUUGCAUCAUUUGCUUGCUGUUAGCUUCGCUGCCUCUACAGAUGAUGAUGUCAUUCACAGUAAUGUUGCAGGUUUUAUAUGUGUAACAAACGUUGACAUGGAAAGGCAAAGUUUGACAGUGCUGAGCCCCCAGCCGAGGCCACUUCCAAAGACUUUAUUGCUGUUAUCUGAAGUACAAUUCAUGGACAGCCACUGACAUUAGGUGUUACGAACCAGCUGUGGAUGCUAAAUCAUAUAGUUUUGUCACCUGGAGUAAGGGUUCAAAACUACAAAAGCUUGGAGACUAUUGAAGUGGCACAAGGACAGCAAUAAGCAAGCCACAAAUUGUUGAGAAUGUUGGAAAGAAUUGAAGUUAUAAUGAAUGUGAUCAUCAGUAAUUAUGUGGCACUUGAUUUAGCCUUGAGUGAUGAGAUAUCAUUUAGAAGCAAAAUAUGUAUUCAUUUUAUGAAUGAUGCACUACACAUGAGUGGAUCACAGUAUUACCAAGUAGAAUUACAGUAUUUUCCCUGUACCUUGCACUGACCCACAAUUUUUAUAUUGUUUUGGAGGUCCAUAUCAUAGUCACUACCUGUACACAGAGACUAGACCAAUUAGACACAGUUGAAGUGUGAAGAAGGUUCCAUUGUGCAUCACCUUCGAACAACAUUGACACAGAACCAUUUAAUAUAAAGCUUUUGUUUGCAUAAAGAAUGUGUGAAUUUUGUCAGUUUGCAUUUUUGUCUGUGAGGUUUACAAAGUGGAUUAAAAAUAAUUUUAUUGAAGAAGGAUAGACUUAUGCAAAAAUCAUUUCUAUUUAUAUGGUCUGUUAACUGUGUAAUGCAUUCUUUUACACACAUUUUGCACUCACUCUUCCCCCCCCCCUCUCCCAAUACCAUUCACUUUAAGAUUCAAAUGGAGAUUUCUAAGUGUGGAACAGUCCACAGAAUUCAUUAUAGAAUGUGUCACACUUUGUUUGUUCGAAUAGCACAGUGAUUUUGUUCCUAUUUCAAAGGAAGCAGAAGCCUAAUAUGACUUGUAACACAAUGUACAUUUUGAGGAUGAGUGAUUUAGGUAUAUCUAAGUGUUGUACACUGUAUAUAUUGUUGUAAUUUUAUCUGGAUCUAGACUUUUCUAGCAUAUGAUCGUUGGCAAACAUUAUUAAAAAAAACUAGAACAUUUUUUUCUCCUUGGGAAUGAGAGAACAAAACCUGUUUACUAUCCUUACACAAGAGAAAAUGUAAUACUGCUGGUUCUUAUGUGUAUUGGUGUAUUCACUGGUGUUCUUGUGUGGAAAUGUAAUGUAAUAACUAAAGUCUGUGUGUCUCAUGCAGGGCUACAAUGUGUCUUGGUACAAAAAUGUAACACUGAGAUAAAUUUUUAUCACUCUGAUAAAUAUAAGAGACAGUGUAAUAUGGUGGUAAUUAUGUACAAAGAUUUUAUAAUAAUUUUGUUGUUGUCAUUUAAUAUGUACAUAAAGCUGUUUACACUGUGAUGAAAUUUAUAUUUAUGGCUAUCUGUGUAUUUAUAUUU
This is a messenger RNA of Schistocerca nitens (vagrant locust), 2743 nucleotides long. It is a transcript of the gene cbc, whose product is annotated as protein CLP1 homolog. The transcript is spliced from 9 exons. The record is from RefSeq and is a predicted model, not a curated record. Gene Ontology annotation, cellular component: mRNA cleavage factor complex; nucleus. Gene Ontology annotation, biological process: tRNA splicing, via endonucleolytic cleavage and ligation. Lineage: Eukaryota; Metazoa; Arthropoda; Insecta; Orthoptera; Acrididae. Bases 168 to 1430 code for a protein of 420 amino acids. Gene Ontology annotation, molecular function: polynucleotide 5'-hydroxyl-kinase activity.